Ornithodoros turicata is the source of this 1789-nucleotide messenger RNA. It is a transcript of the gene SamDC, whose product is annotated as S-adenosylmethionine decarboxylase proenzyme-like. Gene Ontology annotation, molecular function: adenosylmethionine decarboxylase activity. Gene Ontology annotation, cellular component: cytosol. Bases 176 to 1183 code for a protein of 335 amino acids. Gene Ontology annotation, biological process: spermidine biosynthetic process; spermine biosynthetic process. Lineage: Eukaryota; Metazoa; Arthropoda; Arachnida; Ixodida; Argasidae. The record is from RefSeq and is a predicted model, not a curated record. The transcript is spliced from 11 exons.
GCCGUUGUGCACAAUCCAUUGCGCCUUUCAUUGGCAAGGCAAGGCUUGUGUGCUUCGGUCACUUACCGGCAAAUCAGCUGUGUCUGUGUGUCCUAAUUGUUGCUAAUUUUUUUUCGCGUCCGCUGAGCCUCGUUUUCACGUCUGUGUACACUCCUACCUGUCGUCGUGCUUCAAGAUGGAUGUGCAAAGUAAUUAUACGGACUUCUUCGAAGGAACUGAAAAGUUACUGGAGGUUUGGUUCAGUAGGCGCGACGGCAAGGAAGAUAACUGUGACUUGCGGAAGAUCCCGAGAGCUACAUGGGAAUCCCUCCUCAAGUUGGUGAAAUGUGAGAUCAUCAGCUUCAAGAAAAAUGAACACCUGGAUUCGUAUGUGCUUAGUGAAAGCAGCAUGUUUGUGUCCAAGCGCUGCUUUAUCCUCAAGACCUGUGGAUCAACUACUCUGCUCAAUGCUGUAAAGCCAUUGCUGUUCCUCGUGCAGGAACUCACAGGAUUUGAUGCAGUGCUGGACAUCUUCUACUCACGCAAGAACUUUAUGAGGCCGGAACUGCAGGACAAGCCUCACACAAGUUUUGAGGAUGAGGUUGAGGUACUGGAUGAGUUGCUUGGAGAUGGGGCAGCAUAUUGUAUGGGGAGAAUCAACCGUGAUUGCUGGUACCUGUACACCCUGAAUGCUCCUACUGGGUAUGGUGCAAUUCAGGUUCCUGAUCAGACUCUUGAAGUUAUCAUGCAAGAUUUGGACCAAGAUGUGAUGCGGAUCUUCACUCAAGAGGGAAGCAACAACUCCAGGGAGGCCACUGUGAAGUCUGGCAUUGACAAACUCUACCCUAAUGCUAUACUGGAUGAGUUUCUUUUUACGCCUUGCGGCUAUUCUGUCAAUGGAAUCUUGAGAGGGGGGUUCUACUUCACGAUCCACAUCACACCUGAGCCUCAUUGCUCCUAUGUUAGCUUUGAAACCAAUGCUCCUCAGGAUAAUUACCAUGAGUUGGUCACCACCUUGCUCAAGAUGUUCCUGCCAGGGAAAUUCAUCAUGACGUUGUUUGCCAACAAGCUGUCAAUGGCAGCCAAGGGCAUGAAGGAGAACUGCAACACAGAGUUCCGCAGCUACAACAGGAAGGAGUUGCAAGUGUGCCGCUUCAACUCUUACGACCUCACUUACGCACUGUUUGCAAAGGCGCCCAGUUGAGGCCUACAGGGAUGCCUGUCUGGACAUACCUCUCGUACAUUUCUCCUCUUUGGAGUCCUCAGCUAAACAAAGCAUAGAAGAGCCUUGGACAGGCUCUCUCCUUCCUCUCGCGGCUUCGGAGGUCGCGGAGGAACCCGCGGCGACUAGUUGUACGUUGCUGCAUCACAGGCCGGUCACCCGGCGCACGGCAGCGUGAAACAAGUUGCCCACAUCGGUCUCUGCAGACUUGAGAGCAAAGCAGAGGCGAUAACGGAAAAAAAGGCUGCCAGAAAUGUGCCUAUUUCCAGCAUUGAGGCACAACAUGCGAUCAGUCGCAUCAAGUGAUGCGACCGUAGUGUAUAGCGUAGGUUUUGGUAACGUAUGAGAUUUUAUCAGUGUUUUAGCAUGUACUAUACUUGUGUCCCACAUGAAGGGUAUUCUUUAACAAUGAGGUAUGUCCAGACGAGGCUAAACAGUGCAUCUACUCGUCUCAAAAUGUUGAAUGUAUUCUGUAACGGCUCUGUAAAUGGGUAUUCCUAGUGUGGAGUGCCAAAGGGAAUCUUAUUAGCUUUGCUUAAUUUGACACGGCAUAAUGCUUCACAAUAAAGUUUGGUUACGAGCAAGCUA